This is a messenger RNA of Zingiber officinale, 821 nucleotides long. Its product is annotated as high-affinity nitrate transporter-activating protein 2.1-like. Bases 40 to 645 code for a protein of 201 amino acids. Gene Ontology annotation, molecular function: nitrate transmembrane transporter activity. The record is from RefSeq and is a predicted model, not a curated record. The transcript is spliced from 2 exons. Gene Ontology annotation, biological process: response to nitrate; nitrate transmembrane transport. Gene Ontology annotation, cellular component: plasma membrane. NCBI's taxonomy places the organism in Eukaryota, Viridiplantae, Streptophyta, Magnoliopsida, Zingiberales, Zingiberaceae.
CACAAUCUUUUUCUCCAUGAAGAAGUAGAGUCAAUCAAAAUGCCUUCUUCCCUCCUGCAUCAAAUUGCAACUUUUCUUCUCCUCCUCUGUUUUCUGAGGACUUCUUCUGCAGUGCUGUUCUCCUCCCUGCACCAGGCUCUCAUAGUCACUGCAUCACCAAGACCAGGCCAAGUGUUGUAUGCCGGCGUGGAUCAGAUCAGAGUGAGCUGGGCUCUUAACGGGAGCCUCCCCGCCGGCACCGGCGCGGCCUACGCAAAGGUGAAGAUAAGCCUGUGCUACGCGCCGGUGAGCCAGGUCGACCGCAGGUGGCGCAAGACCCGAGACGACCUCAAGAAGGACAAGACGUGUCCGUUCAAGAUCACCACCACGCCCUACGCCUCCGUCGGCGGCUCCUACGACUACGCCGUGGAGCGGAGCAUCCCCACGGCGACCUACUUCGUGAGGGCCUACGCGCUCGACUCCUCCGACGUCGAGGUCGCCUACGGGCAGACCACCGAUGCCAAGAAAACCACCAACCUGUUCCACAUCAUCGGGAUCUCCGGCCGGCACGCGUCGCUGGAUAUAGCUGCUGCAUGCUUCUCGGCCUUCUCCGUUCUCGCGCUUACUUUCUUCCUAGUGGCUGAGAAGAGGAAGGCCAAGCAAUGAGAAAGGUCAAAGUUUUCAUAAGAGCUUCGUCCUCGAUUGAAAAAAGUUAGCCGAGGAAGAUGAAGAUCGAAGAGCACAGCCGACUUUAGUAGAAUCGGAGGCUCAAUUCUGUCAAUCCCUGUGCAAGAAAAAAUUAUUAUUAAAAAUAAAAUAAUUCAGGAAUAUGUAUUUAUCUA